UUGUGUUACUGCAGCGCUCGAUUGCCUUUUGUAGUUUUGACAUGUACACAAGGACCAGGUAAUCACGAUAGAUCAUUUAGGCUAACACUCAGCUGGGUGUCGCUUGAUUUCCUCUCCAGAACUCAGCGCUCGAAAGUCAGAUCUGAUGAGUACUAUAACGAAAGAUCUUGGAGAGAGUUAUCUGCAAGGUGGAGAACUUCUCGGAGAGUUGGACGAGGACAGCGAUAGCGACAGCUUGCUGGCGGACGAAUUAAGAGGAAUGUAUCGGAACAGGCUCAAAGACGUGGAAGAAAUAGGGGAGAAAAGGGAAGAGGCGCACAGGCAUCAACUUCAGUCCCUGCAGUCCUAUGUGAAUGAGCUCAGCGAUCAAAAUGAGAUCCUGGUGCAGACUGUUGAGGAACUAGAGAGGGAAGCCAAUGAUAGAGUGGCACUGAUGGAAAGUAAACUCCAAAGAACAACAGUGUCUCUAAAGGACUACACAGCAAGGGCAACUGAACUAGAUGUACAAGUUGAAAAGCUGAGCAAAGAAAAGAAAGAUUAUGUGGAAGAGAUUAAGGCCUUGAAAGAGGAGCUAAACGUAACAACCCAGCAAUUAGCUCACCUUGAGACGCGACAUGAAGACUUGGAUUAUGACAUUGACAAUCUGAUCAACCUGAUUGGCACAGCUCGAGCUACAGGGAAAUGGGAGUUGGCAGGGUUAGACUUGAGGACUGUAUCUCUUGAUUCCAUAUUAGGUGCUCAUGCUGCAGCCUCCAAGGAGUUGAGAGAAGGAGAGAAAAGACUCACAGAACACAUCCAAGAGCUGAAGAAGCAGUUAGCUGCCAGAGAUCAAAUGAUUCAAAGAUUGCAGAAAGACCUGAAGGGGAAAGAACAGAGCAACCUUGAACUUGCGGACACUAAUGCCCAUGGUAAUGAAAAAGUGGGCUCUUUCGCCGGGGAUGCCAAGUCGUUUGAUACUUAUACGGAAGAAUGUUCUGGAAGCAUGACUCAGAAAGACGUGCUCAUUAGAAAGCUGAAGAACGACCUGGAGCACUCGAGAAAACAGCAGCAAAGUACGGCCAGAGAGCUACGAGAGUGUGAGCUGUCCAUAGCGCGGCUGCAGGGACAGAUUGGUAAACUUCAGGAUGAACAGGCCCUAAAACGUUCAGACGUUGCAGCUAAAGAUCAGUCUUUGAGGGUUUUGGAACAGCAGCAAGUUGGUAAUAAAGUAAAGGUUGCGAGACUUGAAGAAGAAAAUCGUGAACUUAAGACACAAGUUCAAGCAUUGAGAGACUCGGAAGGGGGCAUUCCACUGGAUCUGUCUCGGGAGUUUGAACAACGAGUGAAGCGACUAGAAGCUGAAUUGGAAGUGGCUGAAGAUCAGCGGCGUAAAGCAGCACAAGAAGUGGUCAAAUUACAAAGUCAACUGAGCGAAAGUCAACAUGCUGCCAAGGGACGUAAAGAAGUGUUGGUCAGCGAGCUGACUUCAAGAGAUUCCGAGCUUGACAAUAUGAAGGACCGAUAUGAUGCCGCCGUUAAGGAGAUCCAUCAAUAUGAAAAAGAGAUCCGUGAGCUAAAAUCGCAGAAUAACAACUGCACUUACGAGCUGGAGAAGAAUAAAUUUCACAUUCAGCAACUGGAAGAAGAUGUUAUAAAGUGUCGUGAGCAAGUCGCCCGUUCAGAAGAGGAAUGUAGAGCGGCCCAGAGGGAGAUAAAACGACUACAGGUGGCUUCUAAUGAUCAGAGAGACGCACUAGCCAAUGAAGUGGCUGAGCGCCAUGACACCAUUUUAACGUUAAAGACGGAUCUUUCUGCUUUGGAUGACAAACACAGAGAAGCUGUCGCUCAGCUUUCUCAUCGGAAUAAUGUGAUUUCAAAGCUCCGAACUCAAAACAAAGAGAUGACAGACUCGAUCGAAGACUACAGUCGUAAACAGGCAGAGCUGGAAAGUAAACUGAAUGUUGCUAACAAAAGAUUAUCUGACCUGGAAAAUCGGUUGGAGCGGAGUCAUAAAACCAGCCUAGAAAAGUCUGAUCACCUCGGGAAAAUGGUGGAUGAUAAAGAUGUAGAAUUGCGGGAACUUAAGAUGGCUCUCUCUAAUAUAAAAGAUCAGCAUGAACAAGCACAGUCCAAGGUCUCCCACCGGGAAGAGGCUUUGCAAAGACUUCAAGCGCAACAAAAAGAUUUUGUAGACGAGGUGUCUCGACGCGAGAAAGCCAUUCAAAAGCUUGAACUGGAGCUUCUGACAGCACAAGAAAACCAUCGAAGAGCACUGGAUGACAUCACAAGACGUGACGACACCAUUCAGCAGUUAGAAGGAGAUCUGGAGGGCAGCAGGAAACAGCUGAAGGAUGCGAUUGAAGAGAAAGGGAGACUCGAAGCUAAGAUUCAAGCGUAUAAGAUCUCUACCCAGAGCGAGCAAGACGUGUUGGCCGAAGAGGUCGCUAAGCGAGAAGAGGCUAUUCAUAAGCUGAAGAUCGAAAAGUUAUCUCUUCAGGAACAACAGCAAAAGGCUGAAGAUAAUGUUCGAGAGCACGAACGAGCAGUGGAAAGACUUCGGCAGCAAUAUGAAGACUGUCUACAAGAUAUGCAGCAAAGGAAUACUGCUGUGGUUGAUAUGGAGGCUAAACUGAACGACAUGAAAUCCAAGUCGGAAGAAUACACUGAUAAGCUAGAGCAAUACGAAGACACUAUCCGUGAACUCAACUUGAAAAUGACUUCACUUCAAGGCGAUCGCGACCAGAAGGAACAUGAGGCUGACAUGAAGGAGGAUACAAUACAGCACCUGGCCGCGGAGAUGGAUGAGUUACAGGAACAGCACAGGGACGUUUUGUCGAAGAUGUCUAAGAGAGAUGAAAUGAUUGAUCGCCUGAAGUCUGAAACUUCUUAUCUAAAAGAUCAACAAAGGGACAAAGAAAGAGAGAUCUCCCAGCAACUGGACGUGAUCAAUCGACUGGAGCGAGACUUGAGUGAAAGUAGCCGAGACCUUGAAAAUCUGAAAGAGAAAUCAACUGAGGAUGUGGCCAGAAGAGAUAAAAGAAUUGAGCAGCUUGAAGAGGAGUUCGCCGAAACACAGCAACAGUACACGGAAUGUUAUGACGAGCUUGUUCGCCAAGAGGAACUCAUGGCAAAGUUACGAAAUGAGAUAACGUCACUACAAGAAGAUGUGUCAAGGUCAAAUGAUGAGGUGGUAGAAUCGGAAGAAACUAUUCGCAAAAUGGAAAUGGAGCUUGCGAUGUCACAGGAAAAACACCGCACAUGUACGCAAGAGGUGGCAAAACGCGACGAGACGAUCCUGAGCCUACAGUCCGAAUUGGACGCUACUCAGCAGGAAUACGAGACGUGUAGCAGUGAGCUGUUGGAGAGAGAACGAGAAGUAAACGACUUCAAAGAAAAACUCGGCAAACUGGAUGUCGAGGUUAAGGCGCUCAAAACACAACGAGAAAGUGACGAAAACAAGAUCGCAGGAGACGAUAAGGAAAUACAACAACUGAAGACAGACAAAGCGAGACUGAUGCAUGAGGUCCAACAACUGAUGCAGACUGUUGAACAUGUAGAGGGAACCAUGACGGACGCAGUAACAGGACAUUCGUCAGAGAUUAAACGGCUUAAUGCAGAGAUUGAAACAUUGGGAGCUAACCUUACUGAAGUCAUGCAGAAAGAGAAUGAUACAGCUAACCAGCUCCAAGAAGAACGCGAGAAAAAUAAUAAACUGACCCGUGAAGUGCAACACAACCAAAAACUGAACGAGGAAGCCCUUGAAGAGAUCAAUCGUUUAGAGCAAACUAUCCGUCGUCAAGAAAAAGAUAUGACAGAAGCAAGAAACCAGGCUUCAAGUCUGAAAGAAAAGCUCAAUGAACUGGAAUCACACAGCCAUCAACUACAGAAAAACGUUAACUAUUACAAAAGCCAGUUUAAUCAAAGUGUUACUCAGGUCAAUCGAUGUGAGGCUAUGAUCAAGAACUUGGAGAAAAGUUUGAAAGAGGCACAAGAGCAGGCGGUGAAGUGCGAAGAAGAAAUAAACCAACAGUCUCAAGAGCUGACAGUAUUGAGACAAAAUUAUGCGAGUGAAACGGAAAAGGCUCAAAAGCAGAACAACGCAAUGGAAGAGCUUGAUAGGGAGUUGCAUCUGGCCAAAGACGCCUGCCACAGAUUGAAAAGCCAGGUUUCCCAUUGUGAAGAGACCAUUCACAAUUUAAAGCAAAAACUCGGCGACAAACAGAAAGAGGGCUCUAUCCAAGAGGAAAGAACAAGGCUUCUUCAGGAAGAUUUGAAUGCUUCAAAAGAAAAAUUCGAGAAAUCGUUGGAAGAGAUUGCACAGAAGGAAGAAAAGAUCCGAAGUCUUCAAAACGCGAUUUUGACCGAAAAGGAACAACACGCUCAGCGAGUCCAACAGGUCACUUAUUAUGAAGAGAAAAUGCUGGAAGUGGAGGAUGAGCUAAGUAGAGUGAAAGAAGACAGAAGGCAGGCAUCAAUACAGGUAACACGCAGUGAGCAGCUUAGUCAACAGCUACAGAAGGAAGUCACCAACUUGAAACAAAAGAGCAGAAACGAGAUGGCGAAAAAGGAUGAAAUUGUGAGGCGACUAGAGGGAGACUUAACCAACCUUCAAGAGACGGUCAAAAGCUAUGCUGAGGAGGUCGCUCAGCUGAACGGCAAGCUAACGGCCACUCAGACAACACUAUCAACACGUGAUCAGGAACUACGUGAAAAGGAAAAUGAGAUAUUCAGUUUGGAGCAGGCAACAGCUGAGAUGAACGACCAGGUUAACACCAUUCAGACGAACUGUAGCCACUUGGAAGAAGAGGGUUCUAAGCAGCGUGCCAGAGUUAUUCAAUUGGAAGAAGACUUAUCAAAUACUCGCCAAAAGCACCGAGACGCCGCACAAGAUCUUGCUCGUUGUGAGGAGAGACUGGGUCUGGUGGAACAGAGUUUGUCGUCUACACAAGACCAGCUGAGUGCCCGGGUGUCAGAGGUUGUGAGACUAGAGAAAUCAAAUCGCAGAUUGCAAUUGGAACUGAAGAGCACCAAUGAACAACAAGAAGUACAAAACAGACAGAUCGGAGAGCUUGAAGGUUACUUGGAGCAGUUGAAGGCAGACUUGCAAGUGGCUCAACAGAGACACCAGGCGGCUGUAGAGGAGGCGGCUGCUUACGAGGACAAGGCAAGAAGACUGGAGAUAGAUUUGGAGACUUCCCAAAAAGAAAACCAAGUUAUUAGUGAACAGUUUAAUGACCAACUGGAAAGUGCGCGGGAACUGGAAACCCAACAAGCACAACUUAGAGGACAAAUACAGGAGGCACAGAAGCACAUUCGUCAUUGUCAAAACGUGAUGGAGGAACAAGAGAACAAAAUCUCGUCCUAUAUUGAACAACAGGAAGAUGUGAAAUCAAUGAUUCGGGACAAAGAGAAAGCGAAUGGUCAGCUGCGAGAGGAACUUGGUGGAGUAUUAGAGAAAAACAAAAACAUCAUGGAAGAGAUCGCGGCACGUGAUGCUGAUAUACGGGUUCUAAAAACUGACCUGAACUCGGCGCAGAAGAAAAUCAAGAAUCAUGCAAAUGAGGUUAAACGCUAUGAGGAAACACUACAUCAAUUUCAGAAAGACUUAGAGCGUGCACAAGAGAAUCAUAGGAAUGCCUCAAUGCAAAUUGGAAACCUCGAAAAAAAUGUGCAAAACUUGAAAGUACAGCUUGCUGGUGCACACGGAAACCACAAGGAAGCCAUGGACCAGCUGGCACAGCGAUCUAAAAGCUUAGCAAAUGUCAAAAUGGAGUUAGCAACGACAAAGCAACAGAACCAGGCUAUGGACGAACAGAUCUUAGGGUUGGAGGAAAAAGUUCGGAAAUUAAAGACGGACUUGAAGAGAUAUCAGGACAAAACCAAACAUGCUGACGGAGAGAUCCAACAGUUCGCUAGGAAUAUGGACGAAUUAAAAAGUCAGCUUGGGAUUUCUCAAGACAAACUUCACAAGCAAGCUCAAGAAGCGGCUAGAAGAGAUGAACAGUUAGUGGUUCUCAAAGUUGAGUUAGCAACAUUACAGGAGAAAGAUCGCCUUAUACAAGAUGAGAAUGACAAACUCAAGCAAGAAUUUCACAUAUCUCGACAGCAGCAUCAGAGCUGCAUAGAAGAGGUCCAAACCCUUCGCGUAUCUCUAGAGGACGCUCGAGCAAAUGGCGAUCGGUUACAUCGUGAAAGCGAACUUGUUGUGGAAAAUGUCAGCAGCUGGGUUAAGGAGCAGAAGGAAGGGAACGAAAGGUUAGCCGGAAGAUUGAGAGAGCAAGACGGACGAAUUUCUGCUCUACAGUUGGAAAAAGAGCAACUUGCUGAGUCAACAGAAUCACUGAAAAAGGAGAAUGCUGCUAUGAAGACUGAAUUAGAGGAAAGAAGAGUGGACAGUGAACGAUUAAAGUCCUUACAGUCGCACUCUGCUCAGCAACAGGUGCUGCUCCAUCAACUUCGCAAUCGUCUUCAAGAAUAUGAAACCGACCAAAAUACCGAGGCGAUGAGUAAGGCUCACGCCAUUGAAGAUCUUCAUGGUAGAUUGAAGUCAAACGUGGAAAGUAUUCAACAACUCAAUCAACAGCUUAACUCAUUAAACAAAGAAAAUCUCCGACAAAGACAUAUUAUAGAUAGAGAAGCUGCAGCUAGGAAGAGCCUACAACUUCAACUAGAAUCACGUGAUCAAGCUGUAAUGGCUCUAAAAGCUCAGAUAGAGUCGUACAAAUUUGCUGAGGUACCACACAGAGAUACCGACCACAUAAUUGAUGCAUAUGGUUUGAAUGACUCCGCUUAUUCGUCUAUCGACAAAGGACUGCAAAAGUCGGCUCAAAAAGACAAGGUGAGGUCCAUAAUGAGAAAGGAAAUGGAGAAAGCUGGUGUGAAGGAUCCUCAAAUACUGGAUAAGUCGUAUUGGAUUCAGAGAGUCGCUCUCAAUUCAACUACAGCAAAGCAGUGAGUAUUGGGCACAAAAAGUACGAGAUUUAACAACACAGGUGGA
Stylophora pistillata is the source of this 6976-nucleotide messenger RNA. RefSeq lists its product as uncharacterized. Gene Ontology annotation, cellular component: sperm head-tail coupling apparatus. The record is from RefSeq and is a predicted model, not a curated record. NCBI's taxonomy places the organism in Eukaryota, Metazoa, Cnidaria, Anthozoa, Scleractinia, Pocilloporidae. Gene Ontology annotation, biological process: spermatogenesis.